CGCCCUAUAUCGAAUGACCUUUGCGAAUUCGUUAAUUGUUUCCGGCUAAAAAUAGUCGCGUUUCCAGUUUAGCGAAGAUCGAUAUUGCGCUCUUUUAAUAGAUCCGACUAGUUAAAGUGGCCGUGCCCAGCAGAGGCCUGUUAUGUUUUCGUCGACGUCGUCGCCGAGAUGAAAAGCUCAAGUUUGACCUCGUCGUUACCAGAUUUAGAACGUGAAGCGCGACGAACGCCGUCGAAAGCCCAUUAGUUCGAAUACGCUCGCCACAGUGCGACGAUUGAUCGUUAGUGCGGUUCCAUCUGGCAACUGGGAAAACAACAUCGAAGUUCUGUGGGCAAAAUGAGCAAAGGACGCGACGUGCCUCCCCCUUAUGGCCCUCCGCCUGCGGCGCCUCCUAGUUAUGCCCAAGCAGUUGGAGGCGUCCCUCCAACAGCCCCCUACAUUCCAACCUACCACUUGCGGAAAGAUCCGGAGAUUCUCACCACCAUCGUACCAGUGGUGGGGCCCAACCCGACCCACAUGGUGUGUCCUCAUUGCAGCGCCGAAAUCGACACCAGCACGAAAUCGAAACCGGGAAUUAAGGCCUACAUUGCCAGCGCAGUCCUCUGCAUCAUAGGAUGUUUUUGUGGCUGCUGCCUGAUUCCCUGCUGCAUGGAACAGUGCAUGGACGUGACGCACAAUUGCCCCAACUGCGACACUUAUUUGGGCACCUACAAGAAGUAAUUUGGUGACCGUUUGAAUUAGUUAGCGCGGAAUAGGAACUCAUUUUGGACCAUUCUUCAUGUAAAACAUGUGCGCAUUUCAAGGCAAUUUUUCUGUAUAUAGUGAUUUGUUAAUGUAGGGCGCGGAUCUUAAGUGCAUUGACUCGAUUGCCACGUACGACUUAGAAUUGCCCGCCACCAGAGCACUGAGGUGCUGCAAUGGAGCGGUGUCAAGAGACAUUUUCUACUAAUUUCGGCCGUUAAUUCCAAAAUAGACCCCACUUAGACCGAAUAAAUUCUGUACUGUAUUCUGAAA
Molecule: messenger RNA, 1014 nt
Organism: Dendroctonus ponderosae (mountain pine beetle)
Lineage: Eukaryota; Metazoa; Arthropoda; Insecta; Coleoptera; Curculionidae
Product: LITAF domain-containing protein
Exons: 3
Coding region: 337-720 (127 amino acids)
Molecular function (GO): zinc ion binding
Source: RefSeq, a predicted model, not a curated record